Molecule: messenger RNA, 1990 nt
Organism: Hymenoscyphus albidus
Lineage: Eukaryota; Fungi; Ascomycota; Leotiomycetes; Helotiales; Helotiaceae
Source: the annotation of a GenBank genome assembly
CACGGAUUUUCCGAAUUGAUUGAAUGUAGUUUCAAGCCAUUCUAUCACUUAUGAUAGCAUAUCAGAGAUCGUUAACCCCUUUCCAUAUCAGCCUCACCCCACUCUAUGAAUGCAGGUUAGGUUGGACUGUACAACCAUCGAAUCCCGUCGGUCCUUCCGAAAACGUGAACAACCACCCACGUGGGUGCUUGAAUUGCGAGGGCUUUCGAGCUCAGGUACCAGCCGGAAUAAAUAUGGAUGGAUACCCCACGGCGACAGUCACCAUUUUUGGGUGGCCAUUGGACUCUCAAGCUCAUUCCUAUCGUCGGCAUCAUAUUCCUCUUCCUAUUUCUUAGAGGAGAAACGUCCAGUAUGUAUUCCGAAACCCAAACGGGGUUCCUCGCAGCUCUUGCUGGUGGAAUUGUGCAGAGUGGUCGGAACGCGUCUGUGGAUCUUAAUUGGUAUGCGCCUAAAGCGACGGCUAUCAACAAUUUGACCCAGGUCAUGGGAGGGAGUGGUGUUUAUGGAUUCAUUUAUAAUAGUUCUGUGACUCCUGCAGAACGGUAUGGUGAUUACAAUUGGUGCAAUAUGCCUCAUGUUCGUGCAACGGAGUACAAGAGGGCACUGCCGGAAUACAGUCUUCAAUAUGUAGAAGUGGUGAGCUCAGCCCCUCAUCUCCACCGUCACUUCAUUCAAUUGAAGGCGAAAUAUAUUCUAAUGCAUCGAAGAUUCAUCGUCAUCAUAAACGGACAGUGUACGCCUCAAAUUCAUUUCCUGUAGAAUCAUACGGGUGGGACUGUGGCGAUGAAGGAUUGUUCUACUAUGGACAACCUAAGAAUGGGAAGAGAUCGGCCCCAGCCUAUUGGGAGGGAUAUCUUUCACUCCAAAACCCAUUCAAGCCUUCCGGUUUUCUUGGAAGCUGUCAGUUUCCGCAGAUUACAGCGAAAGGACUCGAAGAUUCUUGGCAGCACGGGAAAGAUUUAUAUGAAGUCUAUCAUGACCUCCUGGGCUUUCUCCCCGAUGAUGCUGAUGAGAAGGUGGUGUUUAGAGUCACGCAGAAUGUGAUUACGAGUGAGGUCGCGGGUAAGGCAAUGACGUUUCUUUAUUUAUAUUUGGAUUAGAAGCGUGCAGAACUAACUUCAACUCGUCAGGUAUGGUGAUAAAUGGAAUGUUUGAAACGGAGUGCGAAUAUCCAUUGGCAAUUCAAGUAAAUUCUCACCAGCUCUUCUUACAUAGCAAAAAAUAACACUUUCUCAAGCCCGCAGGUGCAGAUUCGCUAGAACCUCAAUAUCCUUGUCCCGCUGGCUCAGCUAUAUCUUCGGCCAUCAGAUCUGGACCGAAUUGGACUGAACAUCUGACCGCAGCAUCCUCUCUUUACGCUAAACUUGAUGAUAUCUCCGGCGUGUCACAAACAGAUUCUGGAUUUCACGCCAGUUUCGACCAUUAUUAUGACAACCUCUCAGCCAGACAAUGUCACAAUAAGCCUUUGCCAUGCAAACUUGUCAAUGGAGUCAACUCAACAACCUGUGUCACCCAAACUACUGCAGAUGAGGUUUAUCGACUAGGAAAUUAUGAAUAUUCGUACACUUACAGGGACGACUCUCGAAGCUUAGCAGCCAGUGUUGCCACGUAUGGGGUUUGGGCAGGCGAACUCAUGGCUCACCUACGAGAUGCCAUGAAGGGAAUAAGUGACGUGAUUUAUCGCCAUAACGUCGCCCAUGAUGGAUCGAUAUCUAAACUUCUUUCCAUGUUACAACUUGACGUAAUGGUUUGGCCAGGAAUGGGCUCAGAAGUUGUCUUUGAACUUUAUAAAAAGGAGUCGACGGCAGCGGCUCGUAGUGCCUAUUUCGUUCGUGUUUUGUGGAAGGGCCAGACGCUUAGAAGUUCGAAUCCGAGUCUGGGCUCGAUGGAUAUGGUUCCUGUGGAGGCUGUGCUUGUUUACUUUGAUGGGCUGGUGGGCGUGAACUCGAGUCUUGUGAAGGGGAAGUGUACGGGUAGUAUUCCAGUUUGA